Messenger RNA from Helianthus annuus (common sunflower), 1709 nucleotides. RefSeq names its product protochlorophyllide-dependent translocon component 52, chloroplastic. The transcript is spliced from 7 exons. NCBI's taxonomy places the organism in Eukaryota, Viridiplantae, Streptophyta, Magnoliopsida, Asterales, Asteraceae. The record is from RefSeq and is a predicted model, not a curated record. Gene Ontology annotation, molecular function: 2 iron, 2 sulfur cluster binding; chlorophyllide a oxygenase activity. Bases 7 to 1611 code for a protein of 534 amino acids.
AUUCACAUGAGAAGAAUCAUCCCCCAAUCAAUGGAAGCUCUAAGAAGUGUAUUCGUAGUUGCUCCACCAUCAAUCAGAGCCCACUUGUCCAAACCCAUAUGCAAUCUUUCAUUUACUAAGAAAACAUCCAACUUAACCCGAAUUCCAAAAUCCAAACUUACUAACUUCAAUACCAUUUCUCCUUGUGUUUCAACCCAACCUGAAGCAGAAACCGAAACCGGAAACCUUGAUCAUCAAGAUGAGAAUUUUGACUGGUUUUCUCACUGGUAUGCACUUAUGCCUGUGUGUGAUUUGGACAAGAGAGCUCCCCAUGGGAUGAAGGUGUUGGGUCUUGAUGUUGUGGUGUGGUGGGAUAUGCAUGAGAAUGCAUGGAAGGUGUUUGAUGAUCGUUGUCCACACAGAUUGGCUCCACUUUCUCAAGGAAGGAUUGAUCAAUGGGGUAGGUUGCAGUGUGUGUACCAUGGCUGGUGCUUUGGUGCCUCCGGUGACUGCAAGUUUAUUCCUCAAGCUCCUCCUGAUGGUCCUGCGGUUCAUUCCCCUAAAGCGUGUGUUGGUGUUUAUCCAAGCACCAUGCAAAACGGAAUUGUUUGGUUUUGGCCCAGCACAAAUCCAAAAUACAAAGAUAUCCUCACCAAGAAGAAACCACCAUACGUCCCUGAACUUGAUGAUCCUUCGUUUAUCGGAACCAGCAUGUUCGUCAGAGAUAUACCAUACGGGUAUGAAGUCUUGGUUGAAAAUCUUGUGGACCCUUCUCAUGUUGCAUAUUCACACAAGGGGAUAAUGACUUACUCACCACCACCCAGUGUUAAGCUUGAUCAAGAAGGGGGUGCACCUAUUGAUAUGAGCAUGCAAAAAUUAGACAAAAAUGGUUUUACUACAACCGAGCAUCUAGGUCGUGAAUGGAGCUUUGUAUCUCCUUGUCUGGUAAAAGGUAGUCUUACAAUCAAGGAAAGUCCAAAUAACAAAAAGGGAAAAUUAGUACAAAAGCCACCUCGAAAGCAUCUACUUAUCUUUUUUUGUACUCCAGUGAGUCCGGGUAAAAGUAGAUUAAUAGUUGUUGGCCCAAGAAACUAUAGUCUUUGGAUAGAUCCAUUUCUUUCAAGAUGGAUGAACCAUGUUAUGAUAAAUCUGAUUGUUGAUUCGGAUAUGUGUCUUUUACGGGUUCAGGAGGAGAAGUUGAUGGAGGUAGGUCCUUCAAAUUGGCAAAAAGCCUGCUUUGUGCCAGCAAAGGCAGAUACUAAUGUGGUGGCAUUUAGAAAAUGGCUAAAGAAAUAUGCAAAUGGUCAAAUCAAUUGGGGUACCAAAUUUAAUGGAUCUCUUCUACCCACCCUUCCUAGAGAACAACUGAUGGACAGGUACUGGAGCCAUGUGGUGCAUUGUAGUAGUUGCAAUGGUGUAUAUAAAUGUUUAAAUAUAUUCAAGAUCUCUCUUCAAGUGUUUUCAAUUGCUUCAUUGGCUAUUAUGGCUACAACCAAAUCAGGGAUGAUAUUAAUUGCCGGAAGAAAUACACUCGCAGCUGCUUCAGUUUUGUGCUUUGUGGGAUCAAAAUGGUUGUCACAUUUCAUUUACAAAAUCUUCCAUUUUCAUGACUAUAAUCAUGCCUUUAAAUGAUUGUUUUCAUGUAAUAUUAUUAUUAGUAAGUUUAUUUUGGUGUGAUUACUUGUUAUAAAUAAAAUGUUUGAGUAUCUUAAAUUGUUGUCGUUGUUGCA